Penaeus monodon (black tiger shrimp) is the source of this 642-nucleotide messenger RNA. RefSeq lists its product as uncharacterized. Bases 1 to 642 code for a protein of 213 amino acids. Gene Ontology annotation, biological process: DNA integration. NCBI's taxonomy places the organism in Eukaryota, Metazoa, Arthropoda, Malacostraca, Decapoda, Penaeidae. Gene Ontology annotation, molecular function: nucleic acid binding. The transcript has a single exon. The record is from RefSeq and is a predicted model, not a curated record.
AUGUCUGACCGAGGCACCUCUUUCACUUCACAGCUCUGGAUGUCCCUGGGGCAGCUAUUGGGCACCUCCAUCCAUCACGCCACUGCCUACAACCCAGAAGCUGACAGCAUGGUGGAGCGUUUCCACCAAGCAGCUUUCCAUCAGGGCAGCUUUCCCCGAUGUAACAACUUAAUGUGGUUUUCACAACUUUCCUGGGUCCUUCUUAGCCUUCGAAUGACUCCAAAGGAAGGGCUCGAUGUCUCCCCAGCAGAGAUGGUUUUCGGUAACCCCCUUGUGGUCCCCAGCGAAUUCUUCCCCAAUGCUCCAUUCAGCAAAGACAUCGCCAGACUGCAACGCAUCGCCGGGAAGUUUACCCCUUACAAACAGACCUACAGGCCACCCAAACACUGUUACGCCCCCCCAAGAUCUAUGUACGAUGAAGCAUGUUUUUCCUCCACGCCUCCCCUCACCCAUCCCUACUCUGGCCCAUUCGAGGUCAUUGAGAGGAAGGAGAAAGCAUUCCUGUUGCUGAUUAAAGGCACCAACGAUUGGACCUCGAUAGAUUGCCUAAAGUCAGCAUAUCUUCAUGACGACGACCCCCCUCCAGUACAGUUCUCCAGGGUGGGCCGCCUCCUCUCACAUGCCAUGGGGCACCUUCGCUGA